This is a messenger RNA of Mustela erminea (ermine), 1532 nucleotides long. It is a transcript of the gene TIPIN, whose product is annotated as TIMELESS interacting protein. Lineage: Eukaryota; Metazoa; Chordata; Mammalia; Carnivora; Mustelidae. Gene Ontology annotation, molecular function: DNA binding. The record is from RefSeq and is a predicted model, not a curated record. The transcript has 9 exons. Gene Ontology annotation, cellular component: replication fork protection complex; nucleus. Gene Ontology annotation, biological process: DNA replication checkpoint signaling; replication fork arrest; DNA damage response. Bases 262 to 1125 code for a protein of 287 amino acids.
AGGCCUCUUCUCGCGGCGCGUUCUCCAGAGUCUCGCGAUCAACGCGGUUUGGGGGCCGCGUCUAGCCCCGCGCUGUGGCCGCCGCAGCGAGCGUGAGAUAUUUGUGGAGCACCUGCUAUAUACCAGCUUUGGGGAUAUAGUGGUGGAGCACAAAGAGACUUACCUGGUCUUUGCCUUUUUAGAGCUGCAGUCUAGUAUGGAAGACAAACAUUAGUCAAAUAAUCACAGAAAUGGAAAAUAAUAUUGAAACUGGAGGAAAAGAUGCUGGAGCCACAGGAGAAUGGCUUGAUUGACCUACCAGAUUAUGAGCAUGUAGAAGAUGAAACUUUUCCUCCUUUUCCACCUCCAGCCUCUCCACAGAGAGAAGAUGGUGAAGGAACUGAACCUGAUGAAGAGUCAGGGAGAGGAGUACCUGUUCCUGUACCUCCAAAGAGAACAGUUAAACGGAAUAUACCCAAGCUGGAUGCUCAGAGAUUAAUUUCAGAGAGAGGGCUUCCAGCAUUAAGGCAUGUGUUUGAUAAGGUGAAAUUCAAAGGUAAAGGUCAUGAGGCUGAAGACUUGAAAACGCUAAUCAGACACAUGGAGCAUUGGGCGCAUAGGCUAUUCCCUAAGCUGCAAUUUGAGGAUUUUAUUGACAGAGUUGAAUACCUGGGAAGUAAAAAGGAAGUUCAGACCUGUUUAAAGCGAAUUCGACUUGACCUGCCUAUUUUACAUGAAGAUUUUAUUAGCAAUAAUGAUGAAGAAGGAGAAGAUCAUGGCCACGACGUAACGGCUACCCAAUUAGAUCCCUUCUUGACAAACUCACUGGGAAGUGAGAAUUUUGCUUCUGAGUCAAGUAGAAGCCUAACAGAAGAACAACAACAGAGAAUUGAGAGAAAUAAACAACUGGCCUUGGAAAGAAGGCAGGCAAAGCUAUUGAGUAAUAGUCAGUCCCUUGGAAAUGACUUGUUAAUAAACACACAGACCACUGAAGAGGUUAAUACAGAUGAGGAUCAAGAGGAGUCAUUGGGUGGAUUUAACAAAGACAUUCUAGAUAAUCCACAUGAUGCUGCUGCUGCUGCCAAUACUGUAAAUGAAGAGGACGAAUUAAAAACAGAGACAACACAGCUGGACCAUUCCUUUUAAAAUGUAUAGUCAUUAACUUUAUGCUUUCUCCAGAAAUGUUACUGAGAUUGGACAGGCUUCAACUAAGAGAAAAUCUAUUAACUUCUUACCCUCUAAGUUUUAGAUUAGUAUGUAUUUUGUCUACUUGGAGUGAAAAUUCUUAUGUAGUAAGACUUUCACAGAUUUCUGUUUAAAAUAUUGUAUUUGUAUUUAUACUUGUUUCUUUAGUUGAGCCUGUUUAUUUAAUGUUUUUUAUAUAGAUGUGACUUUAUAAAAGCGAUUAGUAGUUAAGAAGCACCUUUGCUGCUAGAGUGCCAUUGAAUGUCGUUUUCACUAAAUUGGGGAUUUUGAGAUGUAAAUAUAUAAUAAAUAUUAAUGUCCAUUAACAAAAAGAAAUCUUAGGGGCGCCUGAGUGGCUCAGUGGGUUA